Molecule: messenger RNA, 2193 nt
Organism: Darwinula stevensoni
Lineage: Eukaryota; Metazoa; Arthropoda; Ostracoda; Podocopida; Darwinulidae
Source: the annotation of a GenBank genome assembly
AUGGCAAGCAAAUUUACUUUGAAGUGGAAUUCUCACCAUGCUGAGACUUUCAGAAACUUUGACCUGUUACGGAACAGGGAGAUGUUUGUGGAUAUCACACUCUCUUGCAGUGGGCAAACAAUGAAAGCUCAUAAAUUGGUAUUGUGCUCUGGUAGUUCUCUUUUUGAAAAACUACUACAGAGGGACAAUAGUGCCUGUCCCAUCAUCCACUUCCAUGGCAUGGAUAUGCUGCAUCUCAAACUACUGGUGGAUUUCAUGUAUUUGGGUGAAGUGGAUGUACCUUCUUGUGAUCUAGAGGCAUUCUUCACUCUUGCUGAUAGCCUUGAAGUGAAAGGCAUAAAGGGAGAUCAGUUCCCCGAAUCUGAUGCAUCUUCUUUGUGUGAAAGGCCUGAAAUGCAAUCAAUAUUUGAUAAACCUAAGAUGAAUGGCCAAGGUCCCAUUGAACAAUCAAGAGUAGCAUCAGGUCAACCAAGCACGUCUGGUUUGACUUGGAAACGAAGGCUUCCAUCUGCAGCAGUCAGUAGUGCAGGGUUGCAAGAUCUUAUAUCUCCUGCUUCUGCCUGUCCAAUACCAGAGAAGAGGUCAAAGCCUGCCUUGAUUGUUCCAGAUGACCUCUGUCAGGUGUCAGACAGGAUUCAACCAGAAGACUUGCUGAAGGCUGAAGAUGAGGAAAUCGAAGAAGUGGAACAGGUGGAAGUAAGUCUUCCUGCAGCAGCAUUGGAUGGUGGUGAGUCCUAUUAUGUUGGGGGCGAAAGUAUUGAAGCUACUGAAGGUGACAGCACUAACAGUUCUCAGAUGGUGGAAGGGGAGGAGUUUGAUACAAGUGAACUCCCUCCUGACAUUCCUCCUGAAGUAGCACCAGAGACUGUGACCAGGGGGAGAAAUGGAAUUUGGUCUGGGAAGUCUGCUCGAAGGCAGUGCAGGGUAUACUUCUGCACUGACUGUACCUAUUCAUCAUCACGCAGCUCCAAUAUCAUAAAACACUCUCGUAUUCAUACCGGUGAAAGGCCAUUUGCAUGUCAUAUUUGUUGUCGAAGUUUUACAAAGAAAGAGUCUUUGAAAAAUCACAUGAAAUACAGUCAAUUUCAAUGUUUUGAAAGUGCUUACAUCAAAAUGGCAAACAAGUACAAUUUGAAGUGGAACUCUCAUCAUUCUGAGAUAUUCAACAACUUUGAUAUAUUACGGAGCAGGGGAAUAUUUGUGGAUGUCACUCUGUCUUGUGGUGGGCAGAUGAUAAAGGCUCACAAAUUGGUCUUGUGUUGUGGGAGCACCCUUUUUAAAAACUUGUUGCAGAAGGACAACAGCACCUGUCCCAUCAUCCAUUUCCAUGGCAUAGACAUGAUGCACCUGAGACUUCUGGUGGAUUUCAUGUAUAUGGGCGAAGUGGAUGUACCCUCAACCGAACUGGAGCAAUUCAUUGCUCUUGCUGACAAUCUGGGAGUUAAAGGUUUGAAAGCAGAUGAAUCCCAUCGGUCUGAUGUCCCCCCGUCUUUGGAGAGAUCAGAAACACAAUCAACAGUUGGAAGACAGCAGAAUACCCACCAUGCCUUUGAACAAUCCUUAGGAGCUUCAGUUCAACCAAGCACAUCAAGAUCAAGCUCUGCUACUCGAACAAAGAGGAGAAUUCCUCUAGUAAUGGAUAGUAGCUCAAGAUCACAAGAUGUUGGACCAUCACAUUCUCCAUUGCCAGUACCUGUGAAAAAGCCAAAGCCUGAGUUGAUUGUACCUGAUGUCCCAAGUCAGGUAUCUGAAGGAGUUCAUUCAGAAGAGUUGAUAAAGACUGAGUCUGAGGAGACUGAAGAAAACCAAGUUGAAGAUGGUGAUUCAUCUAAUUGGACUGGUGAUGAAGGAGGGAUAGGAGUAGAUUGUGAUGAAAGUAGUUCAUAUCAAGUGGAGGAAGGAGAGGAGUUAAAUUCCAACAAGCUACCAGCCUCUAUCCCUUCUGGCAUUGUACCUGAGAGCCUUUCCCUGACCCAUCCUUCUGGCGUCUGGUGCGGACAGCACUCGAGCGGGGUGAGGGAAUUCUUCUGCACCUUCUGCCCCUACAAGAGCUACUACAAGCACGCGGUGGUGCGGCACAGCCGCAUCCACACGGGAGAGAAGCCGUUCGAAUGCCAGCACUGCCACCGUGCGUUCGCCCGCAGUUCGAGCCUCAAGCUGCACAUGUCUUCCCUUCACCGUGAGAAGCUCUGA